Molecule: messenger RNA, 3278 nt
Organism: Engraulis encrasicolus (European anchovy)
Lineage: Eukaryota; Metazoa; Chordata; Actinopteri; Clupeiformes; Engraulidae
Gene: lpxn
Product: leupaxin
Exons: 9
Coding region: 71-1300 (409 amino acids)
Biological process (GO): actin cytoskeleton organization; muscle structure development
Cellular component (GO): adherens junction; filamentous actin; stress fiber
Molecular function (GO): actin binding; muscle alpha-actinin binding
Source: RefSeq, a predicted model, not a curated record
AAACAGCUUCACACAUCUCCUGUCACAGGCAACGUACGGUACCUCAUCAAUCCUCAAGAAUUCUGUGGACAUGGACGAGCUGGAUCUCCUCCUUGAGGAGUUGGCUAACACCCCCAACCAAAGUGCCACCUCUGCACCAGAGAACAACAGAGAUGCAACUUAUAGUGGAUACGGGAUCCCAGCACCAGCUCUCACAAGAACAGGACAGCCACCUACCAACAAUGUUUACAGCAAACCACCAACGAGGGCCAGUGAGCCCAUGAGUCCAGCCACAGCCACCCGCGAGCUGGACUCCAUUAUGAAGGAACUGCUGGGCUUCGACCUGGAGGUUCCAGAGACAGGGUCUGCAUCAGCUCCUGCAUCAGCCCCGGCAUCAGCCCCUGCCUCAGCCCCUGCCUCAGCUCCACCACCUCUGGUCCAGAAGAAAGAAAGGAGGAGUGUGAAGGAGAGGAGUGAGGAAGGGGCAGCUCUGGACACUUCAUCAUCAUCGUCACCAAAGCCAAAGAAGAAGGAUGCGAUCGAUGACCUUCUGGGCGGCCUCAGCUCGGACAUGGAGAGGAUGGGUGUCCGCACCACCGCCAAGGGCCACUGCGCUUCCUGUGGCAAGUGCAUUGUGGGAAAGAUGAUCACAGCGCUGGGGCAGGUCUGGCAUCCUGAGCACUUUGUGUGCUCUCAUUGCCAUCAGGAGCUGGGGACCACGGGCUUCUUUGAGAGGGACGGGAAGCCCUACUGUGAGAAAGACUACCAGGAGCUGUACUCCCCCAAGUGUGCGUACUGCAAAGGACCCAUCUUGCAUAACAUCCUGACAGCCAUGGAUAAGACCUGGCACCCAGAACACUUCUUCUGUAGCCACUGUGGAGAUCUGUUUGGAUCAGAUGGCUUCAUGGAGAGGGAGGGGAAACCGUACUGCAGUAAUGACUUCUACCAGCUGUUUGCCCCCCGCUGCUCUGGCUGCAACCUGGCUGUCAAGGAGAACUACCUGACUGCUGCCAACGGAGUGUGGCACACCGACUGCUUUGUUUGUGCUGAUUGUCUCAAGCCCUUCACUGAGGGCAGUUUCCAUGAGCUGAAUGGCCGUCCGCUGUGCUCCCUGCACUUCCACAGUCGCCAGGGCACCCUGUGUGGGGGCUGCGGGGCACCAAUCACGGGUCGCUGCAUCACGGCUAUGGGCCACAAGUUCCACCCUGAACAUUUUAUCUGCGCCUUCUGCCUGAAGCAGCUCAGCCAGGGCGUGUUCCAGGAGCAGGAUGGGAAACCCUACUGCAAGGUGUGCCACGGGAGGCUGUUCCUCACCAAAUAACACCAAUUAUAUAACCCUCCGGAACAGAGUACUGCUUCACUGUAAAACAGUUCAAGCCAGUUUAACGUAAAAAGGUAAGUUGCCCUGCUACCUUAAGUUUGCAAGUUAAGCCGACUCGAGGAUUAACUUGAAACCUAAGGCAGCAGGGCAGCUUACUUUUUACGCUUAACUGGCUGCAAUGUUUUACGCUGUUUGUCCUUAGUUGCUACACAUGCAUUGAAAUGGUUUAAUGCGCACCUUGUCGGCUGUUAUACCUUAUCAAACAAAAUACUGCUGUUCCACACUGCUCUUGUCAAUGGAAAUGUGGUUGUUUACAGAUUUCUAUCUUUAGGCCUACGUAGUUUUUUGUCUUCCAUAUUCAUCAUUGCUUAUUUAAGGAUCUUUACCUUUAAGGAUCUAUACUUGACACUGAAAAAUAUUGUAAAAUUAAACAUUUGCUUUAUAAAAAAAAAUCUUGAUAUACAGGCCUACAUAUAGUUAAUCUGGUAUGUAGGUCUGUUCACAACAGCUCAUCAAUUAACAUACAAAAGACCUUAGAAUGUUUCAGGAGCAGGAAGAGAGUGCUACUGCGAGGUGUGCCGUGGGAGAUUGAGUGCAUUUGUAUGCAGUUCAAUAUCCCAAAUAUGACCAGUAUAUUAAGUGUCCCGAAUUUGCGUUUGAAUAUAUAAACAUCUUUUCCUGACUUCAGUAUCCCGGAUAAGUCCUUUGAGAAAUCGGGAUAUGCUAGGUGGAGUAUUCCGACAGAAGUCGGGAUACUAAGCCAUGUAAACACUGUAUCCCGAAUACUGGGGCUUCCCAUAGAACGCUGUUGCUAGUAUCCAGGCUACACACAUUUGAAGAUAAUUCUACUACGGCCAAGAAUGUAGACAAGGAAUAACCCUCUGUGCUCAUAUAAACACCAUAUCCCGAAUAUGAUCAUAACCGGGAUAUGUCUCAUAUUCGGGCUACUGAACUGCAUACACUCAAUCUUUCUCACCAUAAGCAGCAGUGAAAUUUUUUUUCUGACAAUGUGGCACUAACUAAUCACUGAUUCUUGAAAGUUUGGCAAAAGAUGUCCUGGCUAUAGAAGUGCUGAUUCUGUUGAAAAUCAAUUACAUUUUCAUGAACAAAAUAAAUCCAGGUAAUGAUCAAUGAGUCUGUUACACAAAUGUACAGUUGUUUGAAAGAUUUAAGUGCAAUUUUACUAUUUUUCAUUGCUGUAAACCUGCCCACACCUUGUAAAAACCUACUGUAGGCCUACUAAGGACAGACAUCAUCAUUUCAAUUGACUAAAAUAAAAAGUAGCCUAAAUCACUGAUGGAAUUGAAUAAUAUCACCACUACAUGGAAGAACAUAUUAAAGCAGUUCUACAGAACUGCAAAUAGUGAGUUUAAAACGAUAUUUACUAUUAUUUUCUGAUUGCUCAAAAUGUGUCCCUCAUAUUCGUCCCCACGGUCAGAUAUUUUAAAAAAGAUAAUAAAUUCAGGCAUGUACAGGGUCGUUGUCAUUUCUGAGGACCCCUUUUCAAACCUUCAGCUCUGCAUACUUCACCAUUACUGAAGCUCCUGUAAGUUUACUAUAUUCUCUUGAAUUUGUUAAUUGGUUUGGAUACUGUCUCAACCAUAACCUGUCAACACCAUGACUGUUGUAUAAAAUUAUUAUAUUAGAUUAAUGUUAACUAGAUUGCAUUCUCACAGAAAAUGCUGGAAUUGGAAGCGGGCUUGCCUUUUGGGGCAGAGAUGAAACAAAGUAGUAUUGAGAAAACAAAGCUAAAAGAAAUCUUGGAAAAAAUCCAUCCACCCAGUCAGAAGUUAUGGGCCAAACAAUUCAGCCAUCUUGGAUUCAGCCAUCUUGAAAGUGUUGUAGCUCUGCGUUUUGGGGAUAUACUAAAUGACAUACAUGGUAUUUUAAGUUGGCUAAGGAACACUGCAUAUGAUAUAAUUUUGAAAAUCAACAUGGCUUCAAGCGGGAUUCGAACUCACAACCUCCAUAUCUGUAA